UCUAGAGGACAUUACGAUUAUUAUUUAUUGCUUUUUCAUCUUACUGUGUCCUAAAAAGAUUUGUGUGUGAAAGUUAUUGCAAAUUAUUAUAUAACAAAUUAUCUUUCAUGUUUGCUUUUAACAAAACAAGUCAAAAUGGGAGACUCGCCGUAUUUGACCUGUUUGGUUUUGUACAUAUUUUCGUUUCAAAUUAUUGCCACUAACUCCCGUACCUCUAAUAUUUGGAAAUUAGAUGCUGAACAAGGUCAAAUUAUUGACGGAACUUCAGUAUCGCAGGAUGACUCUGAAAAAGCUAAAAUGACUGAAGAAGAUGUUGUUUUCAAUAUAAUAACAUCAACUGUAUAUUAUGGCAAUACUUGGACAAAGCACAGCUUUGAUAUGUUCUGCACUGACUGCCAGAUGUAUGAGCAACAGAGAAGUGCCUCUGAUAAUAAUGAAGAGAUUAAUCAACCAGACACCAAUACUGGUGAACUUGAAGAUGAAUACUUAGAUUGCGGAAAAGCAGUUAAUUUUACAUAUUAUGAUAACUUAGUUGGUGUGGCUAGACGCCAUAGACAUCCAAAUGUACCUGAACCUCAAAUUGCCCUUAUAUUUACAAGGAAAAAAACAUACAAAAACGGUAUAACCGAGUUAGAUAUUAAUACACUUGAGAAGCGUCUUAAAAAAGCAAAAAGAGAAAAACCUAAAUCAGUACAAUUGUAUAAUCAGAUUGGUAAUUUCUGGAGAAUCAAAGGUGAUACAAGACUGUCAAUUGAAUGUUUUAGACGUGCAUUGGCAGUUUCUCCUUAUAAUGCAGAGGUACUGCUGAACCUAGGACGCGUUCUGUUCACCCUUCAGUACUUAGACGACGCGAUCUAUUUGACGCGGCGGUCGCUCGAAGUACAACCUCCAGAUCGCAGUGCCUGGCAACAGUACUUCACUCUUGGAGAGAUAUUCAAGGCAUAUGGACAUUAUCAGGAAGCUGCUGUUCACUUAAGGCAUGCUCUGGAUCUCAGGCCAGACUUUGAGCCAGCACUGACUGCGCUUAAGGAUAUUGAGAAUAUACCUGAAGCCACAGUACAUGUGUACACCUUACUUAUUAUUGUUUGUUUGGUGAUGGGAGUACUACUUGUAAUCCUGUCAUCAGUGGAUAGCGGAGGCGAGGCGGACGAUCACAAAACGCGUCACUUCAACCGCGCCAUGGCCAUGCGAUCUUUACGAGGCGUGGUCGGAUCACGCGGACGUAAAAAGGGCGGGGCUUAAACCCUACCCCGCCUUCUUACGAUCUUGGCAAGUUGCUCAAAAUAUUAACCAAAAAUUACUUUAAAAUAUGUACUUAUUGUAGAAUUAAUGUUUCCUUUUGUUGAAAAAAUUGAAAUCCAAUAAGUUGCUGUUAACUUAAUUAUUAUCAUCUAAAAUAACUGUUUUUAUAAUUGUAUUUAAUUUCGAUUGGAAUCUCGAAGAACGCUUUGGUUACGAUGUCAUUUACGGCCGUUAAUAUCAAAGUGAUGUACGGAGAUGUUUUAAAUCUUUUAAAAUGGAAUGGUAACGAAUGAGGUUUUUAUAGUUGUAAUAAGCAUGUCGUAUCAACUUGCUGAAGAUCGUAAACCAAAAUCCUUGAAAAUUAAGAUUCGCUUGCUAAAUAAAAAAUCGCAGGCUAAAAAUAUGUAUUGAACGCCUAACGUUUGGGUGGGGAAUGUAAAUUGUGGUACUGUUCUAUUGUUAUUAAACUUGUUAUUUUGUUAGUUAUCUGUUGAUAUUUUACUAUGUAUGAGUGCAGCUUGGAACAUUGUCAAUUGUCAAAACUAUAUAAAAACUAAUUUAUUUCCGCCCUUCAUACAUAGUAUUAAGUUAGUAGGAUCCCAAAGUUGUUUUCGUGUUGUGAAAGAGGCUACGCUGACUGGUUGUGUUAUAUGUAGUAAUGGAACAGUACUGUCAAUAGAGGCUAUAAUGGCUAUGUACAAAUAUUACAUAUAAAUUGACCGUUUGGUCUUGCCAUGUUUAAUUUGAUCUCUGCUACGUAGUCUUAGAAGAUCAAAUAGUUUUUAAUAUUUGAUAUUAUUAAAACAUCUGACAAUUGCUUUAAUAUACAUUUGUUAGACGAUUACGUCGUCGAAUGUUAAGUAUUCCGAAGCGGUAUUUAUUGUGAGUGCCCUUCUGAAAGAAAAAAUAGUAUUGGAUUUGUAAAGCCAGAGACCCUUGGCCCGCGAUGGAGCGUUUCACUGCAACCUAGUCAUACACUUAGGCGAGUUUGGCUGAACGCGGCUCGGUGUAAUUUGUAGUAGUGCAAGUAACUUGUUAAGCGUUCGUAGCGUCUAAGGAUUUUAAGAGCAAGUCUUGAAUUCUGAGAUUGGUAAAAUGUACCUGUUUUCAGUGGUUCGUUUGUUAUUUUUGACUAUUUAUUAAUACAUGAUUGUCUUAGCGUC
Molecule: messenger RNA, 2405 nt
Organism: Pieris brassicae (large cabbage white)
Lineage: Eukaryota; Metazoa; Arthropoda; Insecta; Lepidoptera; Pieridae
Exons: 7
Coding region: 136-1242 (368 amino acids)
Biological process (GO): actin filament polymerization
Cellular component (GO): cytoplasm; actin cytoskeleton
Molecular function (GO): protein binding
Source: RefSeq, a predicted model, not a curated record